Aureobasidium melanogenum CBS 110374 is the source of this 648-nucleotide messenger RNA. RefSeq lists its product as uncharacterized. The transcript has 3 exons. The annotation marks the transcript as partial. The record is from RefSeq and is a predicted model, not a curated record. Gene Ontology annotation, molecular function: ubiquitin binding; ubiquitin-protein transferase activity; zinc ion binding. Gene Ontology annotation, cellular component: ubiquitin ligase complex. Lineage: Eukaryota; Fungi; Ascomycota; Dothideomycetes; Dothideales; Saccotheciaceae. Gene Ontology annotation, biological process: protein linear polyubiquitination; proteasome-mediated ubiquitin-dependent protein catabolic process.
CGCAGUUGUGUGGUUUGCUUCAAGGACCAGCCUUUGAGUUCUUUUCCUGAUAUCAGCCACGACAGCCGCCACCAGCAUGGCGCAAACACUUGCCGCACCUGCUUCAACAGAUAUCUCAUCCAGCAAGUCAAUGCAGGAAAUGCCCGCGCCAGAUGUGUCGAAUGUCAGGAGCCUCUGCGAUAUGCAGAUGUCAAGAUCAUCGUCUCUAAGACCACACUCAUGAAGUAUGACAAGAACCUACUCAAAGCAUUCGUUGAAGAGGACGUAGACUUCUACUACUGUAUGUCGGCCAAGUGCAAGAGUGGUCAAAUUCACAUAGGAGGCGAAGACAUGCCCAUCUUCUGCUGCAAAGUCUGCAACCACAAGCACUGUAUGGCUUGCGAGAUCCCUUGGCACGAGGGAGAAACCUGCGACCAGUACCAGGCCCGCCACGAUGAAGAAAUCAUCCAAACCGAACAAGCAGAAGCCCUCAUCGCAGCCGUCACAAUGCCAUGCCCAAAGUGCAAAGUCCGCAUCGAAAAAGACGGCGGCUGUGACCACAUGACCUGUGCUCAAUGCCAGUACGAGUUCUGCUACCAAUGCUUGGCGAACUACAAGACGAUCCUGGCGCACGACAAUCGUCGUCAUAAGCGCUCGUGUGUGUACUAC